CAGAUAGAAUGGCCGUGAGCUAUGAUUUUCAGAGCACAGCUGUUUAUACAGCCGAAUCCCUUUUCAGGAUUUGGAUACCUGAAACCAUAUGGCUGUUGUUGGUCAUAUUUAAGUUUGGUUUCCGCAACUUCGAGGUGAUUCCAACUGGAUGAGACAUUCUUCUAUCAGAGAUAUGUUGCUAUGAACUGCAUACACAUUGGAAGAAUGCUACUGGAACUGGAAGUACAUAAGGGAUUAUAAACUUGCAUUGUUGCUGACAGUCUUGAAGGUAACAGGGUACAGGUGUUGUGAGGUUGUGUACUUCAAAUGCAGGCCACCGUUAGCGAAAUCUCUUCUCCGGCUCUUCACAAAUGGAAAAAAAUUGCCUAUGGAGGGAUGCAACCUGGGUUUGAUGACAAUCACACUGAUGAGUCUUUUCUUGAAGCAAUGGUUAUGAAUGCUAAUGUUGUUAGACGCGAUAUGCUAAAGGUGAUGCUGGAUUCAGUUUCCAUCUCUGAGUAUUUAUGCAUUGUUGCUCUUGUGGUCUUGGUUUGGACAUACACUCUUAGAUCUACAUUUAGUGACAAAUCUCUCUUACUUCUUGAUGUAAGCCUUCUUGGGUCAGGUUUCUUUAUUCUUCUUCUAACUAUAGAAAGGUUUUCCUUCAAUCUUCUUCUCAGUUAUGUUCUUAAAAUCUCUUUUUUCAUAACUGGUUUAUAUGUAUUGUCUCCUAUCUACCACACACUCACCAGGUCCAUAAGCUCAGAUUCCAUAUGGGCACUAACUGCUUCACUUGUUGUACUCCAUCUCUUCCUGCAUAACUACUCGGGAUUCACUGUAAAAUUUCCUGGGGCUGUUGAAAAUCCAACCUUUACAAGCAAUAUCUCUUUAAAUGCUUCUGUUGUGGCUUCACUUUUGAUUGCUUCUCGCCUUCCAUCAAGGCUUCAUGUUUUUGCUAUUGUGUUAUUCUCCUUGCAAGUUUUUCUUUUCGCGCCGCUGGUAACUUAUUGUAUCAAGAAAUAUUCUUUCCGGUUGCACCUGUGCUUCUCAUUUGCAUUGAUGGCUGUGACAUUGGUUUGUGUCUAUAGGUUGCACAGAUUGCUUUUUGUGUUCUUGUUGGCUGUUUUGGUUUUUGUUAAUUUGCUGUGUCCUUAUUGGCUGAUAAGGAUUCAAGAAUACAAGUUUGAGAUAAAUGGUCCAUGGGACGAGGCUAAGCUUUGUUUUAAUAUAGCAGAGUGAAGUUAUUUCUCUAGCCUCAUUAGGAUAGUCUUAUGACUGUAGCAUCCUAGCAUCAUCUUUUGUACGUUCCCAAGUUCCCAAGUUCCUCUCUCUCUAGUUGUGGAUGUGGGAGUUGUGUGUGGAUUAUUUUAUUAUUUUUUUUUUUUGGAGGGGGUGAUUUAAAAUUUUCGAAUUAUAUCCACUUUUGAGCAGUUUCUAUCAGAUUUGGUCAUGCAGUGUUCAUAUUCAUCUGAUUUCUGUAUGGUUUUUCCCUUGAUUGUGGUAUUCUAUUGUUGCUCAUUGGCUCAUGGGGUUAGUCUUUGAUGUAUAUGGUGGGUUCACGGGUUCACGGGAUAGCAUGUAAGGAUU
Messenger RNA from Ilex paraguariensis (yerba mate), 1566 nucleotides. NCBI's taxonomy places the organism in Eukaryota, Viridiplantae, Streptophyta, Magnoliopsida, Aquifoliales, Aquifoliaceae. The record is from the annotation of a GenBank genome assembly.